AUGAAGCUGGUGAUAGUGCUCAUGCUGACUGCCCUCCCCCUUUUCUGCUAUGCCGAUUCUGGCUGCCAAGACUUAGAGAAUGUGAUCAAAAUUACCCUUGAUCCCAAAGAGUCCAAGACUGAAUUCAUCCAAGACCUUGAGAAGUACAUCCCGGGUCGGAUCACUGAGAUGGCCCUCAGGGAGUUUAAGCAGUGCUUUCUCGACCAGAACGAGGAAACCCUGACCAAUGCUGGCGUGCUAAUGGUAAUGGUGGCUUCUCCUUCCCGCUCUGGCCAGAAAUCAGUGGGCUCUCAGUUCUCUACAAACUACUUUUCUCUUAGUUACUAUUUUUUUUAA
This is a messenger RNA of Pipistrellus nathusii (Nathusius's pipistrelle), 336 nucleotides long. The record is from the annotation of a GenBank genome assembly. Lineage: Eukaryota; Metazoa; Chordata; Mammalia; Chiroptera; Vespertilionidae.